AAAUCCACUGAUUUAUUUCAACCGCCGCCGCCGCCGAUUCCAAAAAAAAAGCUCCGCGCAUGCUACUGACAAGAAACGGAAAACGAGAAACUUGCAAACAAAAAAGGGAGAAAAAGUGCGGCUCACAAAAGGAAAACGAGACAACAACAAGAAAACAGUAUCGGACGGCGGGCGGCGCAAACUAUUGUGUACCUACGGAGCGGCGUAAUAAUAUUAUAGAACAACGCAGUAAACAAACGAAACUUCUGCAACGGGCAGGGAAAAAAAUUGCAUUUGAUUGAUUUUUGCACAAACGCAAAAGAAGAAAGAGAUUUGCUGUUAUUUGUUUGUACAUGACUGUGCACAUGUGUGUGUAUGUGUGAGAGUUGAACAUUGAUAGGACGCUGGAUCGAAGAAGAAAAUCGCAUUACGCUUGUGGGAAUAGGGAAUCCUGUGAUUGAGAAUACAAAUUGUGCAGAAAACAAUCCAAAAUCAGAGCCAAAUAUCGUGUAAAUAGGAUAACUAAUAAGCAUUCACUCAACGCCAAGCCACCCACAAACCAUAAUCAUUGCACACACCACAAAGACAAAUGUUUGAAAAAGACUGAAAAACGACACACACACACACUCUCGCACAAUAUUUCUGGAAUAUUUAGCUGGAAAUCCAAGCCACCGCUGAACAAGAACCAAAACCACGCACUUAAACAGAAACAGAGACCAAAAAUAGCAAAAAUCAUUGCUAAAAUGUCAUCGCGCUCUAAGGAGAGAGUUGUCACUGCAUUUCGUAAAAUCUUCCAUAAAUCGAACAACAACAACAACAACAAUAAUAAUAAUAAUAACAAUAUGAACAACAAUGAUAAAGUUGAUGGAGCCACCGGCAACAAUAUUAACAACAAUAAUGAGGAAGCCACCUCCGCAGCUGCGGGAGGAUCUGGAUCAGGACCAGCUGGAGGCGGAGGAGCCGCAGCUGGAACGACAAACUCAAAAAAUCCUGUAGUUCGCAUGGCAGGCGAGCAGGCUCUGUGCGAUUCACCAGGCAAGCGUCGACGACAGGAUCAUAAAGUGACGCCGACGGCAGGGCGUCAGUUGGUGCCAGCCGAUCAGAGUAUUCGAUCGCGUCGCCUCAUGAAAGAGUACCGUGAGAUGGAACGACUGCAGCUCAAGUCCGACGCUGUUUUUACGGUGGAACUGGUCAAUGAUAGCCUAUUUGAGUGGCAUGUGCGACUCCAUGUAAUUGAUCCGGACUCGCCGCUGGCCCGUGACAUGAUGGAGCUGAAUGUUCCAAACAUCCUGCUGCACUUGAGCUUUCCCAACAACUUCCCCUUCGCGCCGCCCUUUAUGCGUGUGGUUGAGCCGCGCAUCGAGAAGGGCUAUGUGAUGGAGGGAGGUGCCAUAUGCAUGGAACUGCUGACGCCCCGUGGCUGGGCCAGUGCCUACACCGUGGAGGCCGUCAUCAUGCAGUUCUCUGCCAGCGUGGUCAAGGGUCAGGGUCGUAUCAUGCGUAAACCAAAAUGUACAAAGGAGUUUAGUCGCCGUCAGGCAGAGGAGUCGUUCCGUUCGCUGGUGAAGACACACGAGAAGUACGGCUGGGUCACGCCUAGCCUGGCCGAUGGUUAA
Molecule: messenger RNA, 1595 nt
Organism: Drosophila persimilis
Lineage: Eukaryota; Metazoa; Arthropoda; Insecta; Diptera; Drosophilidae
Product: ubiquitin-conjugating enzyme E2Q-like protein CG4502
Exons: 6
Coding region: 723-1595 (290 amino acids)
Source: RefSeq, a predicted model, not a curated record